AAACACAUGUACACACUCUCUCUCUCUCUUUGUUGCGUAUGAAGAAGAGCUGGUAUGUGUGAAAAGUCAGCGACUUUCUUUCUUCAAAACCAUUCUCUUUGUUUUUGAGAAGAACAAUCAGUUUCAACCUUCAAAAAAACUUGUUUGUUUCUUUGUUUGCUUGCUUGUUUAUCUGCUUCCUAGCAAAUAACCAAAACCCAUUUCCCCAGAACAAAGUAUAUAUUUUUGUUUUUGUUUUUUUGUUCUUCAUAGCUUAAUCAAACAACAACAACACACACCCAAAUAACAAACCCAAGAGUUGCAUGCUCUUUACGUCUGUUGGGUACAAAAGAAAAAGAAAUCUCUGACUACCCUUUGAUUCCAAAUGACACUCUUUCUCUCAUACUUGUUCUUGCUUUUGCUUUUGCAUUAAAAGUAUGAGCAUCAGUUUGUUUAUGUCAAGGAUGGACAAUUAUCAAGGUGAUUUAACUGACAUAGUUCGAGCUAGUGGAGGGCCAUAUGGUUGUAUUACAGGCAAUUCUUCACAACCCAUUUCUGAGUGGCAGUUUCCUUCGGAUCCCAUGAUUUUUCCUUCCAUACAAGAGCAGCCUAGAGAUAAUUUUGGCGAUCCAUUCUCUAAUAUGCGAGAUCCGCUUCUCAAUGAGCUCCAUUUAUCAUCCAGUUCUAGCUUCUUUGGCAGCUCCAAUUCUGCUGAUGUUAUUGGUACUGCUACUUCAAGUGUUGAGGAAAGUCACACGAGUGGUUUUACUGGUUUACACGUUGAUGUUGGUGGUGGUGUUGGUGUUGGUGUUGGUUCUAGUAGUAGCUCUACAAGUAUUAAUGUUCUUGACCUUGAUGAGAUGAAAAGGCCUUGUAAUAUAUUUUCAAGGAUGCUUCAGAUCUCUCCUAAUAAUGCAAAGUUGUCUGUGUCCCCAUGUGGUUCACCGGUGAUGGCUGCUAAUUCCCCUAGGGGAAUUAAGGCUCCGGCUAUGCUUCCAAGUGACAUUCUUAGUGUUCCUAAUAGCUCCAAGCCUUGCUUCAUGGACAACACCGCGGUGCAGAUCUCAUCUCCCCGGAAUCCAGGUAUUAAAAGAAGGAAGAGCCAGGCAAAGAAGGUGGUUUGUAUUCCAGCGCCAGCAGCUGCAAAUAGCAGGCCAAGCGGAGAAGUAGUUCCUUCUGAUCUGUGGGCUUGGAGAAAGUACGGUCAGAAACCCAUUAAAGGUUCUCCUUAUCCAAGGGGCUAUUAUAGAUGUAGCAGCUCAAAGGGAUGUUCAGCUAGGAAACAAGUGGAGAGAAGCCGGACUGAUCCAAACAUGUUGGUAAUUACAUACACAUCUGAGCAUAACCAUCCAUGGCCAACUCAGAGAAAUGCUCUUGCUGGCUCAACCAGGUCUCAGCCAUCAAAGACCAAUGUUACUUCAAAGAACUCACAAGGUGCUCAGCUAGCUCAGAAGCCAACUAGUCCAAAGGAAGAACAAAGGGAGAGCAGCAAUGACAACAAUGUGUCUUCUGUUGUUGCUGGAAGCUCAACAACAAGUGCAUCUGUUAAGGAAGAGAUUGAGGAUAUUGAUAAGCAAUUGGAGAUGGACAAUGAUGGAGAAUUCAGUAAUGAUCAAGGGUUUGCUUACAGGCCAGCAAUGAUAGUAGGGUCUAACCAGUCUGAUCAGGAUUUCUUUGCUGAAUUAGGAGAAAUUGAGACUGACCCUUUAGACCUCUUGUUCAAUCAAGGGUUUACAGGAGAUCAUGAACAGAAAGAAAGCAAGGCCAUGGAUCCAUUCAGCCUGUUUGAUUGGCCUUCAGGAGACAACAACAACUCCAACACCACAAACUUAUUUGGAGAAGCUAAGAGGGGGUUAUAACAAGACCUUGAAACAACCAAUUCCCCCACUAAUAUAGUCAUUUAGUAGUUCAUACGGUGCAAUUCUGCAUUUCAGGUCCCGCUAUAAACCUUAAACCUUUGGUUUGAAUACUCAACAAUGCAACAAAUUUUACAAUUUUUUUCACAAUUUGUUGAACUGACGAUUAUGAUCAAUGCAGCACAUUACUUUCAUUGGGAAGACCGCUGAUAUCAUUUUCGUUAUACUUCAAUCAUAACUUUCCCCUUCAGCUAUUGUGAAAAUAAUGUAAAAUUUGUUGUGACAUUCACGUGGAGGGAGAUUCAGAUUUCUACUCUACACCAUCUUUCUUUUCUUGUUAUUUACCGAAACAGUGUCAGGGGUUAGGAAAAAGAGUAAAAGACAGUGCUGGUUCACUGGAAGCAGACCCAUGAGUCCCACAUUCCUUUUGGAAUAUUGGUGGAUGGGACAGAAAGCUGAGGAACAGAAGGUUUCUACAGUUAAAACAAGUACAUCCAUCAGAGACAUGACUGGAAAGCUCAGCGUGGAGAUUGAUACAAAGAUGGGACUCGGCUUUCAUCUUUUUAAGUGGGAAAAAUUAUGCAAUCCUACCCUCUGGUCAUGUGGGUGGGUAGGCGAAAAAUAAAAAAUAAUGCUUUUAUUGCUUGCUUUGAUGGGGAAAAAUAAAUGAAAGAUGACAAAAGAAUAUUAUAGGGAAAAGAAAAAAAAAUUAUUAUGGAAGCUUGACUUUUCUUAUCAGUCUUCUCUAGGGAUGUGCAAAGAGAAAAAAAUAAAAUACAUGCUUUGGGUUCCUCAGCUUUCUGUUUCUUAUAUUAUCCAUCCAACUUGUGCUUCUUUUUUAUUUCUACAUCAAGUGUACUAGUUAUUUAUUUUUUUAAAUUUUUAUAAAGGUGAUUGUUUAUGAGAAAAUCAAAAUUACUAAUCACACUUAUUUUCUAUGUUCA
Messenger RNA from Quercus robur (English oak), 2779 nucleotides. RefSeq names its product probable WRKY transcription factor 14. Gene Ontology annotation, cellular component: nucleus. NCBI's taxonomy places the organism in Eukaryota, Viridiplantae, Streptophyta, Magnoliopsida, Fagales, Fagaceae. Gene Ontology annotation, biological process: regulation of DNA-templated transcription. The record is from RefSeq and is a predicted model, not a curated record. The transcript has 3 exons. Gene Ontology annotation, molecular function: transcription cis-regulatory region binding; DNA-binding transcription factor activity. The coding region runs from base 417 to 1838 and encodes 473 amino acids.